Molecule: messenger RNA, 804 nt
Organism: Eucalyptus grandis
Lineage: Eukaryota; Viridiplantae; Streptophyta; Magnoliopsida; Myrtales; Myrtaceae
Product: probable mitochondrial adenine nucleotide transporter BTL3
Exons: 2
Coding region: 29-322 (97 amino acids)
Source: RefSeq, a predicted model, not a curated record
GAAGCAAGAAGGCCAGGAAUUGAAUGCCAUGGAACAACUGGAACUUGGUCCCAUUAGGACCUUGCUCUAUGGAGCAAUCGCUGGUGCGUGUUCUGAAGCAGCAACUUACCCAUAUGAAGUAGUGCGGAGACAACUUCAAAUGCAAUUAUGGACAACAAGAUUAAGUCCACUUGCGAGUUGCGUCAAGAUUGUUGAGCAAGGUGGUGUUCCUGCCCUCUAUGCUGGUUUAAGUCCCAGUUCACUGCAGGUUUUGCCUUCAGCUGCUAUAAGUUACUUAGUAUAUAAGUUCAUGAAGAUAGUUCUCAAAGAGGAGUCAACAUAAAGAGCUCAUGAGCUUAUCAUUGAGGAUAUACCCGGGAAAGUCUUGAGGAUAACGUUUAGACUUGUUUCAUUGAAAGGUGCUUUCUGAUGUUUCAGAAAGGAAACUCUUUCUUCUUUUGCACUGUCAAAAUUCGUCGUAAUUUCUAUGAUUGUCCUCAAUUUCUUCUGUUUUUGAAUGGUAAAAUGCUCACGAUGAACUUGAAGCGAAGAGAGGAAUUUGUUUAUAUCAUGCUUACUUACCUUAAUUUCUUACAUUAGGUUUAACACAAAAGCAAUUUUUGAUUUUUAGUUUGUCAAUCUAGUGUUUGUUGAUGUGUUGAUGUUUAUGAUGAUUUAAGAGGUGCCUUGCCGUUGCAUUAGGUUUUUCAUGGCUUUUACAUCUGCAAAGCAAGACCUGUCAGAGUUGAUUUUACUAGUGUAUUUGCGCGUUUAGCCGGAAAUGUAAAUGUAGAUGUUUAGGAAAAUAUGUUGAAUAUGGAAGGU